Messenger RNA from Cryptotermes secundus, 957 nucleotides. Its product is annotated as platelet binding protein GspB-like. The coding region runs from base 1 to 957 and encodes 318 amino acids. Lineage: Eukaryota; Metazoa; Arthropoda; Insecta; Blattodea; Kalotermitidae. The record is from RefSeq and is a predicted model, not a curated record. The transcript has 2 exons.
AUGAUUCUCUCGCCAGGAGGUGUGGUGAUCGUGGAGUACAGUGAAAGAUCAGGUGGUUUCAGAAAAAAAAAUGGGGGAAAGGAACAGAGAUAUAAGAUGUUCUGGUCUCAUGCUCGCUGGCUGGGCCACGAAUAUGGGGUCAGUUUCAUUGCAAACAGCGCAUCAUACAGUAGGGUCAGUGUCAUUGCAACCAGCGCAUCAUCCAGUGGGGUCAGUGUCAUUGCAACCAGCGCAUCAUCCAUUGGGGUUAGUGUCAUUGCAACCAGCGCAUCAUCCAGUGGGGUCAGUGUCAUUGCAACCAGCGCAUCAUCCAGUGCGGUCAGUGUCAUUGCAACCAGCGCAUCACCCAUUGGGGUUAGUGUCAUUGCAACCAGCGCAUCAUCCAGUGGGGUCAGUGUCAUUGCAACCAGCGCAUCAUCCAGUGGGGUCAGUGUCAUUGCAACCAGCGCAUCAUCCAGUGGGGUCAGUGUCAUUGCAACCAGCGCAUCAUCCAGUGGGGUCAGUGUCAUUGCAACCAGCGCAUCAUCCAGUGGGGUCAGUGUCAUUGCAACCAGCGCAUCAUCCAGUGGGGUCAGUGUCAUUGCAACCAGCGCAUCAUCCAGUGGGGUCAGUGUCAUUGCAACCAGCGCAUCAUCCAGUGGGGUCAGUGUCAUUGCAACCAGCGCAUCAUCCAGUGGGGUCAGUGUCAUUGCAACCAGCGCAUCAUCCAGUGGGGUCAGUGUCAUUGCAACCAGCGCAUCAUCCAGUGGGGUCAGUGUCAUUGCAACCAGCGCAUCAUCCAGUGGGGUCAGUGUCAUUGCAACCAGCGCAUCAUCCAGUGGGGUCAGUGUCAUUGCAACCAGCGCAUCAUCCAGUGGGGUCAGUGUCAUUGCAACCAGCGCAUCAUCCAGUGGGGUCAGUGUCAUUGCAACCAGCGCAUCACAGCGCAUCUUACUGCAGUUGCUCCUGACUUGGUAG